Messenger RNA from Diabrotica virgifera virgifera (western corn rootworm), 891 nucleotides. Its product is annotated as retinal homeobox protein Rx-like. Gene Ontology annotation, biological process: regulation of transcription by RNA polymerase II. Gene Ontology annotation, molecular function: DNA-binding transcription factor activity, RNA polymerase II-specific; RNA polymerase II transcription regulatory region sequence-specific DNA binding. The record is from RefSeq and is a predicted model, not a curated record. Lineage: Eukaryota; Metazoa; Arthropoda; Insecta; Coleoptera; Chrysomelidae. The transcript has 3 exons. Bases 1 to 645 code for a protein of 214 amino acids.
AUGGAACAAGUUAAGAAAAUACUAUUAGAAAAGACAGAGAAGGUUCAACAGGCUCCAACAGAUCCCAAACUAGACAUAAUCAGUGCAGUAGAAAAAGUCCAUGAAGUACUACCAACACAUAAAAAUGAAGAGUACAGUAGGUACUAUGCAAAAAGGAACUGGAGAAAAACACAGCCAACAGCAAAUGUUAGUAAAGAGAAACUCAAAGCUAUCAAAGGUCUAAAAGAAUAUGAGUACAGAUUAAUACUAUCAGCCGACAAGGGCAACGCAACUGUUUGGUUUCAAAAUCGCCGAGCAAAGUGGAGGCGACAAGAAAAAAUGGAAGCGGCUCGAUUAGGACUAAGUGAAUAUCAUGCAGCCACUCUAUCGCGAGCUGGUUCUAGUCUAACUUUACCAAUGGAUCCCUGGUUAUCACCACCGCUGCUCUCAGCUCUUCCAGGUUUCCUUAGUCACCCGCAAACAGGUUACCCAAGUUAUCUCACCUCUCCCAUCGCCGCAGACCCUGGAAGACCUCCAAUGGCGCAUUCUCAUUCGCAUUCGCCAAACAACACACCACCCGACCUUAGAACCACAUCUAUAGCUGCAUUACGUCUCAAAGCAAAAGAGCACGUUGAAAAUAUUACUAAGGGUUUACAAAUGGUUUAAGUGAGUGUGUAGGUAUUAGGCGUAUAUAUUUUAUGGACCGAAGUAGUUUCAAUACAACCAAAUUUUUGGUUCAGACUUAUUAAAGGAUGAUAUGUAAAGUUGUAGAAGUGACGUAUUACAAUUUCUUAUAGAAUGAAUGUCAAAACUUUAAGAUUAUUUUACAUUCUUUAAAAAUAUGACGGUUCACGUGUUCCUCUAAUUACUUCUCUAAAUCGAAAUAUAUCUGUAAUAAUCGAUUUUCUUAUC